Molecule: messenger RNA, 4521 nt
Organism: Medioppia subpectinata
Lineage: Eukaryota; Metazoa; Arthropoda; Arachnida; Sarcoptiformes; Oppiidae
Source: the annotation of a GenBank genome assembly
AUGGCCGGAAAUGAAGUGAUUGUUGUGACCAAAGAUGAUGUGGUCUUUCAUAUGAAUGUCAAUAAUAUCACACAAAUGACUGAAUUGAAAAAAUUGAGGGAAAAGGAUAUCAUCAAAAUCAGUGCCGGAGUGAGUCAUGUCUGUGCCCUCACAUCUGCCGGUGAUGUGUACGCCUGGGGUGACAACGAAUAUUAUCAGUUAGGCACCGACACUAUUGAGUCAACUCGUCGUCCAUUAAAACUAACCAUCAAAUGUCAUAAUGAAAAGAUUGUUGACAUUAAAUGCGGCCGUAGUCACAAUCUCGUGCUGACCGAUGCCGGCUAUGUGUACGCCUGGGGUAGUAAUGAUAAUUAUCAAUUGGGUAACGACAACAUUACUAACCAAUCAAAACCCACUAAAGUGAAGGCAUGUCUCGAUGGACUGCGCGUCACAUCCUUAGUUUGCGGCGGAUAUCAUUCACUGGCCGUUACGGACACCGGGAGUGUGUUUGGAUGGUAUGGCAGAGAGGGUGAUAAUGAUUUUGGUCAGUUGGGUUUGGGUCACAAUGAAGAGCAAGUUGUGCCAAUUAAAAUUCGAUAUUUCAAGAAUAUCAAAGUGGCCAAGGUUGCUGCUGGAAUGUACCAUACCAUAAUUUUAUUAGAUGAUGGUCGUGUCUAUACGUGCGGCGAUAACGGACAUGGGCAAUUAGGAUUGGGUGAUACAGAUGAAAGAAGUAAACCAUCCAAAUUAAUAACCAUAAACGAGCAUGGUCAUGUUGUAGACAUCGCGUCGCAUAUAAAUAGCAACAUUUCAGCUGCCGUUACGGCUAAUGGAGUGCCAUAUGUUUGGGGCGAAUGUCGGCAACCGUUUGGCGAUUUGCUCACUCCUACCGUUAUGAGUUUUGGCUCCAUAUGUGAUGUCUUUGCAUUGUUUGACAAAACGCACGCAAACUAUCGGUUUGUAUCCACACCUGUCGACGACGAAGAGGACGACGAGGAAGAGGAUGACGCGGAAGAGGACGAGAGCAACGACGAGAGCGACGACGAGGACGAUGAUGAGCACCCGGUACUGGACAGUCUGACACAAGCUUUCGAUAAUCACAUAACCAGUAGUUUCCAGUUUGUGAUCGACGGCCACCCCAUACAUGUCCACAGAGAGUAUUUGAUUAUACGGUGCGAACGACUCACACAACUGUUAGACACAAAUCAAACUGAACGAGUGAUAACAGACAAUUCUUAUGAGGCAUUCAAAGCAUUUCUGCGAUAUCUAUAUACCAACGAUGUGUUUGUGGCGCCGGAUAUUGGGAUCCAGAUAUGGAUCGAGUUAUUAGGUUUGGCCGACACUUACGGCGAGACAGACCUCAAGCGAAAGUGUACUCGACUUUUACGUAAUAAUAUUACCUUUGAAAACGUGGCUAAAAUAUACGGGGCGUCUGUUGAACACCGGGUGCCGGCCCUCCAGGAUAUAUGUUUCAAAUAUUAUUAUUUUAGACAAAGAGAUCAUAAAAUGACCGCAAAUGAAAACUUGGGAUCAGUUAAAAGACAACAAAAAUUGGUGUCUUUAGACAAAUGGCCCGUAUUUUAUGUUAUGAACGAAGAGUUUGUUCAUAACAUCCGUUCAUUCAUUAUAUACGGAGAGACAGGAAAUGAAGUGAUUGUUGUGACCAAAGAUGAUGUGGUCUUUCAUACGGCUGUCAAUAACAUCACAGAAAUGACUGAAUUGUCUGAAUUGAAGGAAAAAGUUUCGGGUGCUAAACACUUAUGUGGUCUCACAUUAGGCGGUGAUGUGUAUGUUUGGGGCGAUAACACACAAUCUCAGUUGGGAACCGGAAAUACCGAUCCCUCUCCCCAUGCGUUAAAAUUAGCCCUCGAUUUGAAUAAUGAAAAGAUUGUUGACAUCGAUUGCGGGCCAUUGCAUACGAUGGCGUUGACAGAUGCCGGCCAUGUGUACGUUUGGGGUCAUAAUGGCCAUGGUCAAUUGGGCAAUGACAAUACCACUGAUCAAUCCAUACCUAUUAAAGUAAUGGGAUGUCUCGAUGGAUGUCGCGUGACAUCCAUUGUUUGCGGUGGAGCGCAUUCACUGGCCGUUACGGACACCGGGAGUGUGGGUUGUAAUGAACAAGGGCAACUGGGGUUAGGUCAUGAAAACAACCAAUCAUUGCCCGUUCAGAUUCAACACUUUAAUGAAAUCAAAGUGACCAAGGUCGCCGCUGGGACAAAUCAUACAAUCAUUCUAUCAAAUGAAGGUACGGGUGAUAAGGAUAAACGGUGUGCUCUAUUCAAGUUAAACACCAUCAAUCACCAUGGUCCUAUUGUAGAUGUAGCGUCGCAAAUGAAUGGCCAUAUUUCAGCGGCCGUUACGGCUAAUGGAGUGCUAUAUGUUUGGGGCGAAUGUCGGGAACCGGUGGGCGAUUUGCUUACACCUACCGUUAUUAUGAGUUUUGGCUCAAUAUAUGAUGUUUUUGGAUUGUUUUCUAAAAUACACUCAACGUAUCGCUCGAUACCACUGACUAUUAAGGCCAGUCACCCGGUGCUCAACAGUAUGGCUCAAGCUUUUGACAAUCCCGAUAACUUUACUUUUAAGUUCGUGAUCGAUGGCCACCCCAUACAUGUCCACAGAGAGUAUUUGAUUAUACAGUGCGAACGACUCAGACCUUUGUUAGACACCGAUAGCGCAGAAAGAGAGAUAUCAGACUAUUCUUAUGAGGCAUUCAAGGCUUUCCUGCGAUAUCUGUAUACCAACGAUGUGUUUGUGGCGCCGGAUAUUGGGGUCGAGUUAUUGGGUUUGGCCGACACUUACGCCGAGACAGACUUCAAGCGAAAGUGUACUUUACUUAUAACUAAUGGCAUUACCGUUGAAAACGUGUCCCUAAUAUACGGCGCGGCGAACAAACACUGUGUGUCAGAACUGCAGGAAAUUUGCUUCAAUUAUUUGGUGAAACACAUCGAAGAGGUGUUCAAAACAGACACUUUCUAUGACCUUGAUACUAAAAUUCAUAAAGAUUUUAUACUAAAAAUGGCCGCAAAUGAAGAAUUUGGAUCAGUUGAGAGAAGACAGCAAUUAAUAUCAUUAGACAAAUGGCCCUUAUUUUCUAUAAUGAGUGAAGAGUUUGUGCAAAACAUCCAUUCAUUCAUUAUAUACGGAGAGACAGGAAAUGAAAUGAUUGUUGUGACCAAAGAUGAUGUGGUCUUUCAUAUGAAUGUCAAUAAUAUCACACAAAUGACUGAAUUGUCUGAAUUGAGUGCAAAGGGUGUCAUCAAAAUCGUUGCCGGAGAGAGUCAUGUCUGUGCCCUCACAUCCGGCAGUGAUGUGUAUUUCUGGACCUACGAUGAAAAGAAAGAAAAAUCAGAAUCAUUAGCUCUUUUGAUCAAAAUUUUCUGUCUAUUACUAAAGAUUGUGGACAUCAAUUGCGGCAAAUUGUACAUUGUACUUCUAACAGACGCAGGUCAUUUAUAUGCUGUUGGCGGUAAUCUAAAGGAUCAAUUAAAUGAUGGUGAUAAACAAAUUAAAUUUAAACGAGUCAAAGGUUGUCUUAUUUCAUGUCACGUGACAUCAAUUUCUUGCGGCAAAAAACAUUCGCUGGCCGUUACGGACACCGGGAGUGUGGGUUCCAAUAAAUAUGGUCAAUUGGGUUUAGGUCAUGAGAGCAACCAAUUAUUACCUGCUCAAAUUCAAUACUACAAUGAAAUCAAAGCGACCAAGGUGGUGGCUGGCGCUCAUCAUACAAUAAUUUUAUCUGAUGAUGGUAAUGUUUAUACGUGUGGACGUAAUGAUGAUGGGCAAUUAGGAACCUGGGAUAAGGAUAACAGAUGUUCGCUAUACAAAUUAAGCACUAUAAACCAACAUGCUGCCGUAACAGCGAAUAGAGUGCUAUAUGUUUGGGGCGAAUGUCGGCAACCGGUGGGCAAUUUGCUCACACCUACCGUUGUUACGAGUUUUGGUUCAAUAUAUGAUGUCUUUGGAAUGUUUGCCAAAACAUACGCAACGUAUCGCUCAAUAUCAGUGAUUGUCGCCGACGACCACCCGGUACUCGACAGUCUAUCUCAUGCUUUCGACGAUCCCAUAACCGGUAACUUCAAGUUUGUGAUCGACGGCCACCCCAUACAUGUCCACAAAGACUAUUUGAUUAUACGGUGUAAAAGCCUGAGACCUGUGUUGGAUACCAAUCAACCAGAAAUUGAAAUUACUGAAUAUUCUUAUGAAGUAUUCAAAGCAUUUCUGCGAUAUCUGUAUACCAACGAUGUGUUUGUGGCGCCGGAUAUUGCGGUCGAGUUAUUAGGUUUGGCCGACACUUACGCCGAGACAGACCUCAAGACAAAGUGUACUCGACUUAUAUGUAAAGGCAUUACCGUUGAAAACGUGGCCCAUAUAUACGGGGCGUCUGUUAAAUACUCGGUGUCCGCACUUCAGGACAUUUGUUUCAAUUAUGCGGUCAAACACUUUAAAGAUGUGUCCAAAACAAGUGCUUUCAAUGCUCUGGAUAUUGAUAUUUACAAGGAUUUCAUCCGUAAGGCAUCACUAAAGGGGGCUUUUGGUCACUAA